This is a messenger RNA of Sorghum bicolor (sorghum), 1760 nucleotides long. Its product is annotated as probable polyol transporter 4. The transcript has 2 exons. NCBI's taxonomy places the organism in Eukaryota, Viridiplantae, Streptophyta, Magnoliopsida, Poales, Poaceae. Gene Ontology annotation, molecular function: carbohydrate transmembrane transporter activity. The record is from RefSeq and is a predicted model, not a curated record. Bases 373 to 1755 code for a protein of 460 amino acids. Gene Ontology annotation, biological process: transmembrane transport. Gene Ontology annotation, cellular component: membrane.
CUAUUUCAUGAUUAAUCUAAUAUAAUAUUUAUUCAGUAUUAUACAUGUUAGUGAAUUUUUGUUAGUUUUGAUCAAUCUAAAACUACCUGACUCUUUUAAAAACAAAAUAAAAAAAACACGAAUCACUGAGAACCAAGGGUUUUAUACGAAAGACGCCCCCAUUUGAAAACACAGGCCCCAACGCGAUGAGUUGAACGACGACCAAACCGCGCGUCGCGAAAAGUACACGAUGAACCUAUUAAAAUCUUUUGCCUUCGUCUUCCUCCUCCGUCCUCAGAUCCACCAUUGCCUAGUCCACUAAUAGCACCAUCCAAGAGGAACAGAAACCUCUUGCUAUUUGGGACUUGGGAGCUGGGAAGAAAGCGAGGGAAGAUGGAGCAGAGCAUGAUGCUUCCGAGCGCCGAGCUGUCGGCGUCCAACGGCGGCGGCGGCGCCAGUGGCCUGCCGACCCUGCCGGACUUCUUGGGCAGGAAGAGCAAGUACGUGCGCAUGGACGACGUGCUCCCUCUGGAGCAGGAAGGCGAGGACGGCGGCGGCGUCUGUGUCCGUGAGCGCCAGAGCAGCAGGAGAUAUGUCUUCGCCUGCUCCGUGUUCGCCUCCCUCAACUCCGUUCUGCUCGGCUACGAUGUUGGUGUGAUGAGCGGUUGCAUUAUGUUCAUUCAGAGGGAUCUUCACAUCAACGAGGUGCAGCAGGAGGUCCUGGUGGGUUGCCUCAGCUUCAUCUCCCUCCUCGGCAGCCUUGCCGGCGGGAGGACAUCGGACGCAUUGGGCCGGAAGUGGACCAUCGGCCUCGCCGCCGUCGUCUUCCAGGCCGGCGCGGCCGUCAUGACGCUGGCCCCGUCAUUCGGUGUCCUCAUGGUGGGCCGCCUGCUGGCCGGCAUCGGCAUCGGGUUCGGCAUCAUGAUCGCGCCGGUGUACAUUGCCGAGAUAUCCCCCGCGGUGUCCAGGGGCUCCUUCACGUCCUUCCCGGAGAUCUUCAUCAACCUCGGCAUCCUCCUCGGGUACAUCUCCAACUACGCCUUCUCGGGCCUCCCCGACCACAUCAACUGGCGCGUCAUGCUCGCCGUCGGCAUCCUGCCGUCCGUGUCCAUCGCCUUCGCGCUGCUCGUGAUCCCGGAGUCGCCGCGGUGGCUGGUCAUGCAGGGCAGGGCCGACGAGGCGCGCGCCGUGCUCCUCAAGGUCACCGACACCGAGGACGAGGCUAAGGAGAGGCUCGCCGAGAUCGAGGCUGCUGCGGCAGGCACCACCACGGGCGCCGCUGGCAAGUACGGUGACAGGACGGUGUGGCAGGAGCUCUCGAGGCCAUCCCCGGUGAUCGCCCGGAUGCUCGUCACCGGAGUAGGCAUCCAGUGCUUCCAGCAGAUCACGGGCAUCGACGCGCUGGUGUACUACAGCCCGACCAUCUUCCGGGACGCCGGGAUCUCCACCGAGCGCCAGCUCCUCGCCGCCACCGUCGCCGUCGGGUUCUUCAAGACGGCGUUCAUCGCGCUGGCCAUCGUGCUGAUCGAUCGCGUCGGCCGGAAGCCGCUGCUGUACGUCAGCACGGUCGGCAUGACCGGCUGCCUGGCGGCGCUGUCCGCCGCGCUCUUCCUGCAGGCGCGUGGGUCGGUGUCUCGCGCCGCCGGCGUUGGCGUUGAUAAAAAACAGGAUCUACUAGCAGUGAAUCGAGUCGGGGUACAAAUAACAUAUAGCAGUAAACAGUGGCACAUGCAUAUGAUUAAUCUACUACUAGAAACAGAGAAACAGAUAGGUUAGGGUUU